AGCAAUGACGCUGCUUAUCCAGGAGCAAUGGUAUAAAUACAGCUCAACUGAAGUGCUUUGACCGCAAGGACCUUCAACGAUCCGUUCUCCUGAGUCUUACACCUCUUCAACAGAGGACCAACUCGCCAAGAUGGCCACUAACUUCUCUAGCAUCCCCAUCCUUGACUUCUCUCUGUCCUCCAACCCUGAGACCAAGCCAUUGUUCCUCGCGGAGCUGCGCAACGCCCUGACGAAUGUCGGUUUCUACUACCUCAAGAAUCACCCGAUUCCGCAGGCGGAAAUCGACGCGAUUAUCGCGUACGUCCCGCGUUUCUUCGACUUGCCCGACGCGGAGAAGGAGCGGCUCCGGAUGGUCCACUCGCCCCAUUUCUUUGGCUACAGUCGCUUCGGGGCCGAGCUGACCAAGGGCAAAGUCGACCAACGGGAGCAGUACGAUUUCGGGACUUCCCUGCAGUCCAAGUGGCAGCCCGGGGACCCGGAGUACCUCAAGCUCUGGGGCCCUUCCCAGUGGCCUGAGGAGCACCUCCUGCCGGGCUUCAGGGCCGCGUUUGCGAGCUACAUCGACGGGCUGCAGAAGCUGAGCUACCGGCUGCUCUCGCUCGUCGCCGAGGCGCUCGAGCUCCCGCCGGACGCGUUCGCGCAUUUCUUUGAGCAGGAUGGCAACGAGGACCGCGCGAAGAUCGUCAAGUACCCCGCGCCCGCGGACGACUCGUCCGACCAGGGCGUCGGCCCGCAUUUCGACGGGGGCUUCCUGACGCUGCUUCUGCAGGCGUCGCCGCACCGCGGCCUCCAGGUCCAGAACCGCUCGGGCCAGUGGAUCGAUGCCCCGCCUACGCCCGGCACCUUCGUCGUGAACAUCGGAAAGGCGCUCGAGACGGUCACGCAGGGCGUGGCCAUCGCGACAUCGCACCGGGUACUCUCGCCGGAGAAGGGCUCUACCCCGCGCUACUCUAUCCCGUUCUUCCAGAUGGUGUCUCAGGGCACCGUCAUCGGCCGCCAAGUCUUAGAUAUGCCGCCGGGGAUCUUGAAGAUUAAAGAAGCCCGUGGCCAGGUCAUCGCCGACUCUAUCAACUAUUCAGAAUAUAACGAGCUGCCUUCCGGGCUCGUAGCCCUGAUCGGCCGUGUAAAGAGCCACCCCGACGUUGCUGAGCGUCACUAUCCAGAGCUCUUCAACAAGUUCUUCCCAGAUGGCCUGCCUACGCAUGGCCUCGCUUAUUAGUUUAAUCAAGGUAUAAAGUGCUAGCAAGUAGUAGUCUCACCUUUGGUCUUGGAAGAUUUACUUCGUCUUUCAUUACGUGUACUAUAGAGUUGUAGUUCUAGUAGCUAUCAUUUGCAACGACUUUGAGCUGAUAUCCC
Messenger RNA from Phanerochaete carnosa HHB-10118-sp, 1356 nucleotides. RefSeq lists its product as uncharacterized. The transcript is spliced from 8 exons. Bases 131 to 1219 code for a protein of 362 amino acids. The record is from RefSeq and is a predicted model, not a curated record. Lineage: Eukaryota; Fungi; Basidiomycota; Agaricomycetes; Polyporales; Phanerochaetaceae.